This is a messenger RNA of Lacerta agilis (Sand lizard), 2461 nucleotides long. RefSeq names its product denticleless E3 ubiquitin protein ligase homolog (gene DTL). Gene Ontology annotation, cellular component: nucleus. Lineage: Eukaryota; Metazoa; Chordata; Lepidosauria; Squamata; Lacertidae. Gene Ontology annotation, molecular function: protein binding; protein-macromolecule adaptor activity. Gene Ontology annotation, biological process: proteasome-mediated ubiquitin-dependent protein catabolic process; mitotic G2 DNA damage checkpoint signaling. The transcript is spliced from 15 exons. The record is from RefSeq and is a predicted model, not a curated record. Bases 82 to 2337 code for a protein of 751 amino acids.
AGGCGUGGCCUCGCCCUUGCCGGUGGAAAAGGAGAAGCCAAUGGCGAGCAGGAGGCGGGUUCUAUUCCUCUGCGCUAUCCAAUGGCUACGCGCGAGGCGACUUUGGCGCGUACUUCGGGCUGGCGGGAGAUAGCGUCGCUCAUCUGCUCCCGGUGGUCGUUGCGCGGGGAAAGGGCAGGAGUGUGCGCUGCCGCCGUCGUUACCAUGCUGUGCCGUUCUCUCGUUCGCCGCUGCCAGGCUGGGCCGCAGGGUCUCCCACCAAGGUUUUCCUUAAACCACCUUUUGGAGUGCUAUCAGUGUACUAAAGGAGAUGAACAUGCUUCAUAUGGAGAAGCAGGAAUGCCAGUUCCUCCUUUUGGCUGCAGCUUUUCAACAGCUCCAGAUGUGCAGCAUGUACUUGCCGUUGCAAAUGAAGAAGGAUUUGUUAGGCUCUACGAUACCCAUACACAAAAAAGUAACAAGGGGAUUUUUAGAGAGUGGCAGGCUCACUCAAACGCUGUUUUUGAUCUUGCUUGGGUGCCUGGAGAACAUAAAAUUGUUACCGCUUCAGGAGACCAAACUGCAAAAGUCUGGGAUGUACAGACUAGUGAGCUACUGGGCGUCUGCAAAGGGCACCAGUGCAGCCUCAAGUCGGUUGCUUUCUCUAAAUUUGAAAGGGCUGUGUUCUGUACUGGAGGAAGGGAUGGAAACAUCAUGGUUUGGGACACACGGUGCAAUAAGAAAGAUGGAUUUUACAGGCAGGUGAAGCAAAUAAGUGGGGCCCACAACAUAGUAGACAAGCAGACUCCAUCCAAACUAAAGAAGAAAAAGCAGAAUGUGAGAGGACUCGCUCCCUCAGUGGAUUUUCAGCAGAGUGUGACAGUGGUGCUACUUCAGGAUGAACACACCUUAAUCUCAGCUGGUGCAGUUGAUGGCGUAAUCAAGGUAUGGGACCUGCGCAAGAACUACACCACGUAUCGACAGGAUCCAGUGCCAUCCAGGUCUUUCAGCUACCCUGGGACCAGCACUCGUAAGCUUGGUUAUUCUAGUCUUGUUUUGGACUCGAGUGGUACCAGCCUAUUCGCUAAUUGCACCGAUGACAAUAUAUACAUGUUCAGUAUGUCGACUACAAAGACAACUCCAGGGUCCGUUUUCAGCGGGCAUCAAAAUUCCAGUUUCUAUGUCAAAUCCAGCAUCAGCCCAGAUGACCAGUUCUUGAUUAGCGGCUCAAGUGACCAGAAUGCCUACAUUUGGAAGGUAUCUGAGCCCCAACUUCCUCCCAUGAUGCUCAUUGGCCACUUGCAGGAGGUCACCUCUGUUGCCUGGUGUCCAUCUGACUUCACUAAGAUUUCCACGUGUUCAGACGACAACACCGUCAAGAUUUGGCGCUUAAAGCGAGGAACCGAAGAAGAGAACUGUCUAGACAAAAGCAGCUCAGUGGGUUGGGCCUGCCAGAAGAAAGUGGGAGAACAAAGUAGAGCAGGAACUCAAAGCAGCAGCCAGGGGACUCCUGCUAAAGCCUCUCUGACGGACAGCCCCCCUAUUUCUUCACCACAGCCUGCAGCGUGUGCUCCAGCUUACACCGGAGAUCUUCCUCUUCCCUCCAACACACCAACAUCGUCAUCGGUCAAACCUCCAGCCACACCGGCCUACAUUCCAGCAAGGCAGAAGGAAACCGCUACAGGCACGGUGCCCAAACCAGCUCCUCCUUCAGUUAUGUCCAUUCAGCAGUGGGUUACCAAGACUCCAAAUGCAUCUUCCCAUGUGGAGGGACCAAAAGCCCCAGCAGAGAUUCCUCAGGUCAAUGCCACUUCUGAAUCGCCAUGUCUGAGGCUUGAGACGCGAGCCAAGAGGAGGCUAGACUCCAGCAAGGAAGGACCUGCCAAGUGCCUAAGAACCUGCAACUGUGUGACUGAUCUUCACCCAGUGCCUAAAAAAUCCAGGCCACACCAGGACACUUUGGAAGCAGGCUUGGAAGGGGAAGGUUGCCUGACCCUCAGUGGUCGAGCUCAGGCUGCUGAAAGCCUGGAAGAGGCUUCCCCACCUGGAAAUCCUUGUUCCCCUGCAAUCUUCUCAAACCUUUCGCUUCCUCUCAAGGCCCCUUGUGGGAAAAUGGUUGACAAGGAGAACAGUUCUCCAGACAAAAGAAACUGGCUGUCUGCUUUAGGAGAGAAGCUACGGAAUAACAAGCCUACUUAUCCAAAUGGGUCUGGCUGCAGCUCCCAGUCGUUACGGAAUCUGAGCACGAGGCGACAGGAAGCUGGGACAGGAAUUGUGUCACCAGGGCCUAUCAUAGCUACGUCUGUUCCCAUGAGGAAGAUUUGCACAUAUUUUGAGCGAAAAUUGCAGAAAAACUGAUGAGUAACAUUCUUCAAGACUUUCUGUAAUGAUGUAGCAUACUUGAUGUUACUGUGAGUGGAUUUGUACCACCCAUUGAAAGACACUGUUGUCUUUGGAUCUUAAUAAAAUUAACUUCCUGAUU